GCUUGGACAAUUACUAUAACGGUGACUAGUGCAUUUUACUACAGCGUGCAAUAUUUACUAACCGGGAGAAAUUCAGUGGCAAACAAAAUGACGAAUAUAGUCUGGAUUUUUGUACUCGCAGCUUACUUGCAGUUUGUAUUUGGUUUGCCAACUACGCAAACUCGCAGUGGCUUCAAGGACAACAGCAGCACGGAGCUGAAUGCACUGACACCGGCGAAAAACACUCUUAAGCCCACGGCUUUGACUUUGGAAGAGCAAAACGCAAUAACGCGCGAACGCAAACGACUUUCGGCUAUGAUAGCCGAAGGCGACAAGAAACACAAUCAAUUUCUAUUGAAAGGUAGCAAUAAAAUAACCAAAGAAAUACUUGCCGAUCCUGCAAUCAAUAGUAUAGACAGCGUAGAUGGUAAGAAGGAAAAGGCAGUGCUCGAACAAUUUGUACGGGAUUCCGACGAUAUCAUUAACGAUACGGAUAAGAAAUGCGUUAUGAGUGUGCUUAAAGACUUUUACACGUUUACGAACGAACACUUUUUCAGCAAAAAUAAUCUUACGAAUGUGGAUGAUAUUUGGUUCAAAGCUUUGAAGGCACAUGGUAUGGAUCAGUUCGACGCUGACGAAGCGAAAUUAUUGAACGAAAUCGGUUACCAUUACGCCGAUGAGUUUGAGAAGUAUUUGAAGUCGCUUUCGCCAGCUGGUCGCGAGAAAGAAAAGGAUUUAGUGUAUGUCCAGGAGACUUAUUUGGAAAAUAAAGAUAUUAUGGAUAAGGCGAAUUAUGGAUUUCGUUACAUGAAUUUUUUUAACGAACAAAAACCAGAUGAGGAAUUUAUAGUGAACCGUAAAGGUAGCGUGGAUAUGUAAAUUCAAUUUUAUUUUAAUUUAUUUCUAUUAUGAAUGACAUGGUAAAAAUUAAUUUAAAUUUAAAUUAAUUUAUAAUGAAAAUUAAUUUUUUUACGCAGUUCAGUUUUCGCCACCAGUGUAAUUUUACAAUGUAUGUUAUAACGUCCAAUUGUGUUAUAUUUUUGGUUUCUUAUCACUGAAUGAACUGAAGACACGUACUAUUAUACAUAUAUACAUAUAUAUAUAUUAUACACUACACAUAGCUUACAACAUAAAUAAAUAUGUGCAUAUAUAUACACUAACAACUAAGUGUGCUUACAGCCGUUAAUUAGAUAACAA
Molecule: messenger RNA, 1176 nt
Organism: Bactrocera tryoni
Lineage: Eukaryota; Metazoa; Arthropoda; Insecta; Diptera; Tephritidae
Exons: 2
Coding region: 88-858 (256 amino acids)
Source: RefSeq, a predicted model, not a curated record